Messenger RNA from Morone saxatilis (striped sea-bass), 5811 nucleotides. It is a transcript of the gene cilp2, whose product is annotated as cartilage intermediate layer protein 2. The transcript is spliced from 10 exons. The coding region runs from base 190 to 3939 and encodes 1249 amino acids. NCBI's taxonomy places the organism in Eukaryota, Metazoa, Chordata, Actinopteri, Moronidae. The record is from RefSeq and is a predicted model, not a curated record.
ACUCAGCAACUCAACUCACAUGAGAAAGAGCAGCAGCAAGGCUCUGCUUGACCGGCAACAUCAUUCACACCUGACAAGCUGAAGCGGCUACUCUCAGCUGUAUCUGCAAGCUGUCCAUUUUCUUCUUAAAUUUAUGUCUGUAGAGGAUCAGAGUAAAAAAAAAUCGUCUGUAACUGAAGGUGUGUUACCAUGUUGGAAUUAAAUAAGAUGGCAAUCCUGCUGUCUUUCCUGGCUUCACUGGCUUUGAGCCAAGGAUCUGUGAGGACCAGGAGUCAGUCAGACAGGAGCAGGAGAGGGGCCCUCAACACAUUCACUGACACACAGACAACAGGCGUGACAGAGUGGACGUCUUGGUUCAACAUCGACCAUCCUGGAGGGAAUGGAGAUUAUGAGCGCCUGGAAGCGAUCCGUUUCUAUUACAGGGAGAGAGUUUGUGCGCGGCCCAUGGCAAUGGAGGCUCGCACUACAGACUGGGUGGCAGCAGCAGACACUGGGGAAGUGGUCCACUCCAGUCUGGAGAAGGGCUUCUGGUGCAUAAACAAGGAACAGCCCCAAGGCCGCAUCUGCUCCAACUACCAUGUCCGCUUUCAGUGUCCCCCAGUGCAGAGCUACUGGACUGACUGGAGUGAGUGGGGUUCCUGUUCAACCACAGUUUGUAAUGACGUCGGCAUCCAGGUCCGUCAGAGGGAAUGUGUGAACACUCAGCCCAUGCCUCUCCUGUUGGUGCCCGCUUGCCAGGGUCACCAUUCAGAAAGGAGGGAGUGCUCCACUCCUCCGUGUACAGCCAAGUGGAGACCAUGGGGUCGGUGGGGGACGUGUUCAGUGACCUGCGGGGGAGGUCGGAGGAUUAGGAGGAGGACCUGCGUGAGGUCCUCUGAGACAGUUCAGUGUACUGGACGGCCUGUUGAAAUACAGAAGUGUGGGAAGAGUCCAUGCCCAGCCAAAUGUCAGCGAGUGUGCACAGAGGGUCGUCCCAGUGAGGACUGCAGCCGGUGUGUGUGCGAUAGCCAUGUGCUGCACGGAGAAGUCCACAGUGUGACUGGUGUCCCUGUGGCAGGAGCCUGGGUGGCACUGGCUAGUCAGCCCAAGGUGAUCCGUGCACGUACAGAUGCCAAUGGUCAGUUCAGGCUCACCGGAGUCUGCUCCUCCAGCUCGAUUUUGAUCUCCAUCAGGAAAGAGAAGUUUGCCCCGAUCACUGUCUCUACCUCCAGUAACACCACAGGGUUGUCCUGGGUACGGGCUGUCCUCAAAUCAGCUGAAAAGCCAUACAUUGUGAAGCACCCAGAGGACAAAGUGCGUUAUGAGGGAGGACGGGUGCUGUUGUGCUGCAAAGCAACAGGAUCACCAGCGCCUGACAAAUACUACUGGUACCACAACGGGACUCUGCUGGACAGAAAGGUGUACAAGUAUGAAGAGGACCUUGUACUGCGAGACCUGAAGCUGGAGCAGUCAGGGCAGUACUACUGCAAAACCAGCAGCCCUGCAGGCACCAUCAAGUCCUCUGCAUCCUUCCUCACAGUGAUUGCAAAAGGAACACCAGCAUGCAAUUCCACCCCUGAGAAUCAUCUCGUCAGACUGCCCAUGGACUGUGUUCAGCCCGGGACUGAUUCCAAAUACUACAACGCUGGCCGCUGCCCUCACAACAAAUGUGCUGGCUCCCUAGACUUUGAUAUGCGCUGCAGAGAUGGAGCUGCGUUCUGCUGUGGGGUCCAAAAUAUGGAAAGUAGAAUAAUUGACUGUGGGAGCUACAGCCUCCCUAUCCGGGCUGUGACACAGUGUAGCUGUCAGAAAUGUGUGCAGCCGACUGUGCUUGUUCGUGGUAGAGUGGUCACAGCUGACAAUGAUGAGCCCCUGCGUUUUGGGCACAUCUACAUUGGCAAAGAGAGGGUGGGCACCACUGGAUACCAAGGAAGUUUCACAUUACAAAUUACUCCUGAUACACAUAGGUUAGUGGUAAAUUUUGUUGACCCGACCCAGAAGUUUCUUGACACUCCUAAGGUGUUCAUCUUUGAUAAGAAAGGUGGGUCCAUCUACCAUGAUGUGAAGGUGAUGAGAAAGCAGACACCAAUUGAUAUCAAUGCAGGAGAGACCAACUCUAUCAACCUGGGGGAAAUUAAAGGGGAAGAUCCCAUUGGUCAGUUGGUUAUUCCUCCCCAUUCCUUCCACAAGGACAACGGAGAAAUCUAUGAGGGAACUGUGAAAGCCAGCGUCACAUUCAUUGACCCAAGAAAUAUCACCAUGGCGGCUGCGGCCCCUGGCGACCUCAACUUUGUGGACAAUGAGGGUGACAUGCUCCCUUUAAGAACCUAUGGUAUGUUUUCAGUGGACUUCAGAGAUGAGACCAACAAGGAGGUACUUGGAGCUGGGGCUGUUCAAGUCCUUCUUGACACACAGCACGUCAAAAUGCAAGAGCACAUUCCAAAAAUGAAGCUGUGGUCUUUAAACCCAGACACAGGAGUCUGGGAAGAGGAGAGUGACUUCUCCUACACUACAACUACUGGUGGUCAUGGGCGGAGCAAACGUGAGGAACGUACUUUCCUCAUAGGCAACAUGGAGAUUAGAGAACGUAGGCUCUUCAAUUUAGAUGUUCCUGAAAACAGACGCUGCUACGUCAAAGUCCGUGCCUACAUGAGUGACAAGUUCUUACCUAGUGAACAGCUGGAGGGUGUUGUGAUCAGCUUGAUAAACUUGGAACCCAAACCUGGUUAUUCCUCUAAUCCAAGGGCAUGGGGGCGCUUUGACAGCGUCAUAACUGGACCCAAUGGGGCCUGUUUACCAGCUUUCUGUGAUGCCCAAAGGCCUGAUGCUUACACAGCUUAUGUCACAGCAAUGAUGGGUGGGGAAGAACUGGAGGCAGCUCCUUCCUCUCCUAAGAUGAAUCCAAACAUCAUUGGAGUGUCUCAACCAUACCUGGAUAAAAUAGACUACCAGCGUUCAGACCACGAGGAUCCCGCUCUGAAGAAAACAGCCUUCAGAAUCAACCUGGCAAAGCCUAACCAAAAUAAUCUUGAUGAGACCAACGGGCCAAUAUAUCCAUAUCAGAAUUUAAUAGCUUGUGAAAAUGCCCCUGUUGAUGCAAACCAUUUCAGAUUCUUCAGAGUGGAAAAGGACAAGUAUGAAUACAAUGUUGUUCCCUUUGAGGAGAAUGAUUUGACGACCUGGACGGGAGACUACCUCUCCUGGUGGCCUAAUCCCCAGGAGUUUAGAGCAUGCUUCAUUAAGGUCAAGGUCCAUGGACAAAAAGAAGUGAUGGUCAGGUCGAGGAAUCUGGGAGGAACACACCGGGAAACAAAAGGCAAGCUUUAUGGUAUAAGAGACAUUCGCAGCACUCGGGACAUGCGAGAGGCCAACACCUCUGCAGCCUGUGUAGAGUUCAAAUGCAGUGGCAUGUUGUUUGAUCAAGCUGAGGUGGACAGAUCCCUCAUAUCAGUCCUUCCUCAGGGGAACUGUCGUAGGGUUGGCACCAACAACCUCUUACAAGAGUAUCUAAUCAAACAUCCACCGGUCGCUCAAAAUAAUGAGUCUCAUGCAUUCACCAUGCUAGCCCCUGUUGAUCCUUUGGGACAUAACUAUGGCAUCUACACAGUCACAGACCAGAAUCCCAGGGUAGCCAAGGAGAUUGCUAUAGGCCGCUGCUUUGAUGGCACCUCCGAUGGUUUCUCCAGGGAGAUGAAAUCAGAUUCUGGAGUGGCGCUGACCUUCAGCUGUCCAGAGAGGAAAAUUAAUAGAGAAAGCCUUUUCCAACGUCUGCAGACCAACCCAGGUCAGACUCUGUCUCAGAUGGCGAGGGACAUGAGGGAGUCAGAGGGUCUGCAGGUGCAGAGAUUACCCACCCAGAUGGUGGCCUAUCCUUCAGACCAGCGGGGCAGGACCCAGAGUCGCAGAGUCAGCUCUACAACCAGAAGGAGAGUGUCCAUGCGCACACAGCAACGCCAAUAGAUGUGCCAAAAGGUCUUCCGUCAAGACUGAUAUGAUGACAUCAAGUUGAGGGAGUAUUGUUGAUGAAUAUGAACCCCCUCUUGACUAUGGAAACCACAAAUCUGAGACAGCAAUUUGACAAAACCAAUGAGUAUGAUUGAACAUAUUCAUUAGACUUAUACUUACUUGAAAAUUUUGUUAUAUACAUUUCUUCCUUCCCUCCUAAAAGACAUGCAUCUUUUGUCUAUAUGUAAUGCAUUGACUGGCAUUUAUUUAAUUAGCUUUGGUCGUAUGUAUGAAUAGACUAAAUUGACUGAUUAACUUUUAUAGUUCUAAUUUGAGGCAUUCCACUUUCCCAUUGUGGGUGUUUUUGCUGACGUUUCUCAAAGUUUGAAACCAAACCUUCAAAAACCGUAAAUACUAUGCCAGGCCCCAAACACUUCAUAAUUGGCCAUUGCUUUCCACUGAACUUUUCUUCAAGAUCAGAAAGAAACCAACUUGAGGUCCUUGUUGUCUGCAGCAGACACAGAGCCCUUUACAAACUGGGAAACUCUCUCCACCAAGGGGGCACACACUCAAAAGAGACAUGUUGGGUGCAGUGGGGUGAAGUAUGCCACCCGGGGAACAGAGGAUGUUUUCAGUCAUGCUUCUUAAUGUUUUUCAUUACCAUACCACAUUGCCAACUGUGAUUCAGCCAAACGUCCUUCACACCUACUUAGAAUGUGCAAGACUGAGGCCUUCGCCAAGACAAGCAUGGAUCUCACUUGUGGCAGGCAGUCUAAAAUGAGGAUAGUUGAUGGUAUAGUUGAGGUAUGACAUAAUUUCCUUUUGUCCUCUGCACAUUCCAAGUUAGCAUCACCAAACAAAAUGUUACUCAAACUAUAUCUUCCUAAAUAUUUCACUUUCUCUGAAAUUGUUACAGAGACUAAAUCAGGGUCUAAAUUGACUUUGUUUUUAUUGUUGGGUAAUAUGUUUGUCAGCUGCCUUUGUAUCUUGAAGUGCAAUAACUAUAUAAUUUAACUUAAGAAUGUUUAAAGAUCAGCAUGUAACAAACUAUUACAAUACAUAAAAAAUGCUGCUGGUGAAUGAAGCAACAACUCUUUCAGUACUUGCGGCAGGUGGUGUGGUUAAGCUGUUUGUAUGAGAUCUUGCACAGGACAAAUUUUGAGUGAUUUUAAGCAAAUAAUGUAACUGCUAUGUCAUGUAAUCAUUCUUCAACUCUCUGAACUAUGUAGAAUCUAUUAACUUUUUUCAUACUUUGCUGCAUGGCUCAGUUGAUUUUACAGUUUGUACACCACAAUAAUUUUUCUUCAAACUUCAGAGAGCAAUCUUGUUAGUGGGAGUUAUAACUCUCAGUGGAGCCUUCUCUUCAUUAACAAAACCCACCGCGUGAUUCUUACACACGUGAGUGAUAAUUAAAAAGUGACACACUUGAAUUUGCUGUUGUUUUCAGAAAUCCUACCAUUGUGUAAUAGGUAUGUGUGACAAUGGAAGUACAAUAAAAGUAUACAUCUUGAUAGAUAUUGAGACUGAUUAAAGACUUAAAAACUAGGCUAUUGUAAUUUAGGUCGGUAGAAGCUCGACUCAGUGAUUAAAGCUUCACAAUUGUUAAUCUGCAAAAUGGGCACUUGCAGACCCAUGGGAGAAGUACUUCAAGCUGAACUAAUCCAAAACCAAAUAAGGGGGUGUGCAUGGAGAAACCAGUAGAGCCUGACAAGUAAAUAUAAUCCUUCUGCUAAUUAGAAAAUAAAUUACAUAUUCUCUUGAACUAUUAUAACAGUUUGACCCUGACUUUCACAAACAGCCAAACAAGUUAAUUUCUAGGAUACAAAGGGUUAAGUUAAGUAAUCAACAGUACACUGGACCCAAGAAGAUUAUGAUCUAACAUAUUUA